This is a messenger RNA of Xyrichtys novacula (pearly razorfish), 7622 nucleotides long. The record is from the annotation of a GenBank genome assembly. NCBI's taxonomy places the organism in Eukaryota, Metazoa, Chordata, Actinopteri, Labriformes, Labridae.
GUUACCUUGGAGACGUGCAAUCAGUCAAACACAAACUGCCGUAGGAUGAAACGUCGUCUCUGUUGAAAGUAACCAUCUUUGACCCAAGUGAGAGUGAUUUACAGACAGAAUCAAAGUAAGUGACUGUUUUUAUCCAUUACAGUUUUUGUUUUCACUACAAUUACGUCUUUAGCUAAAUUCCCGCUUAUACUUUAGUGAGCACUGACGCCAGACAACGUGACAUCCUGGCUAACAGGGAGGUUAGUAGGCUACGGUAGUUUGAAUAUGGGAGACCCUCUGUCAAUAAGGCUACAUAAUGGUGACACUUGUGGUCACUCUCACAGAAGAAGAACAAUCCGAUGAAAUUUUGUAAAGCUAAGUGGGUGUCACUCAUGAAAUGUGUCUUAAUGUAUGUGUAAAAGUAUUCCAGUUACAGAAGUAAAUCUAUAUAGCAGCUAUUUCCCCAACAUGGACAGUCUCGCCAAAAGUACAUUUAACAAUAACAACAAAAUCUCAAUGCUACUUCACACAAAUCAGUCCCCUGUAUUACAUGAAAACUCAAUGUAAUGUAACUCAACAACUCAUGAUAACAAAUAUCAUUACUGUUGGAGCUUGGUCUGCAAUAAAAACAAUGUCAAGCUGAAGACUGAGAAAAAUAUUAGUCACCAAGUGACUUUUUAACAAAUUGAUUCACAUCAUAAUAAUAAUAACUUUAUUUAUCAAGCACUUUUAAAAACAAAGAUUUACAAAGUGCAUGUGUAAAAUAGCAUUAAUAUUCAUAUUUUUAUGUGAACGUUUGCAAUAUUGUUGGGGAUGCUUUUGGUGACUCCAACUCCACCAAAAAUCAUUAACACUUCAUAACAAUUGCCUCUAAAUUAUAUUUAACAAACCUGGUUUAUAAAACACAGAUUGGGGUUUUAGCACACUUACUUGCAUUAAGCUCCAUGUUUAGAUUCAACAAAAUCCGAGCUCAUGUGACAUCUUCACCUUUUGUGGCACUGUCAGCCCACAAGCUUUAUUUGGUUGUGCAACUUUCAGCAGCUUCCUACACCUAUGUGCUGCUGCAGCGUGAUAUGAGGCAGUGUAGGUACUUCAUUGUCUGCAAGCAUGGCGCAGAAGGUGAAUGAGAGAGUAAGAGUAAGAGAGAACUUUCAGAUGCAGAGAUAGAAGUUAUUUUGGGUAAUGUGAAAUUAAGAUAAGGUUUUUUAUUUUCUUCUGUGAGUGGUGACACUGGUUGGUGUGCUCUAACAGUUCGAGCCCUUACUUAGUGUCAUUAUAAGCCAGCUACCAUGGUGUAAGGUGGGUUAGUGGAGUCACAUCCAUAGCUUCGCUCCAUAGACCUCCUCAUAGACAAAAUGAUAACAUGCAUAAAAAGGGAAGUUUUGGCUUGAAGUUGUUGAACGUAAACAGCUGGCUGCAGCAAAAUAACCAAUCAGUCGGUAUCCAUUUCCAAAAGAAUGUCAUCUGACAGAUGAUAAACAAGGAUUGCCAGUGGGUUCCCUGUUUGACUAAUACAUGACUAUGAAAUGAUCUUCCUGGUCCUGAACUAUGCUGAGCCUCUUCUACUGCUGGGACUUGCAGUCUUGAGUUUUGGUUAAGAAAAGCUGCUGGUAAAUCUUGGUUAUCCUGGAUGAUUGAACUACAUUUUAGCAAAUCAAGGUGAAUCAAGAAAUAUUAUUCUUCAAGUUGCUGUUAAAAACUUUUCGAUAAUGACCAUAUUUUAUUUUAUUUAUUUAUUUUUUGACCCAUUAUUAUCAGAAUGCACAAGCUACUGACUUGUAACUUUCUUACCUUAUAUUUUAUUUUCUGAAGGAUGUCUGUGUCCCUGGCUCAGAGUCUCAGACUGGCUGCUGUUCUUGGAGAAUGUUCAGAGCGAUUAGACAUAUUUGGUCAUACUCUGACUGUACGGAUCAGCAGGAGGGGAGGCUCUGCACCGGCACAGGUGAAUGCACUUGUUUGGAUACUCUUUUGAUAAAAAUAAAAGUAGUGAUCUGCAGAACUUAUCUGUGAUUUGUCUGUUUUUUUUCUAAUGCUGGGUUUAUUCUCUAUUUCUUUUCUUGUGGGUUUUUGUGUGCAUGCUUUUUUUAGGAAGUAGCCAGGCUGAAAGAGCUAAAAAAAGACUGGUGAGUGGUGCAGACACACAAAACAACAGUCAGAAAUUGUUAUUGACAUUUAUACCAACAACUUUUUUUGUCACUUCCUCCAGUCAGUUCAUUUCUCAGCACAUUUCCAGAUUGUAUUCAGAGCUGCAGCAGAAGCAAGAUUUCACCUCUCUGCAGCAGCUGGUGAUGGAGGAGGAGCGAAUGACGAAAGCUAAGAACUUACAAAGGUUUAAUAGUGUUUGAUUUGAAAAGUGCUGGCAGUGGCAAUCUCAACAAUUGGUAAUAUGCCACUGUGAAGUUAAAUUUGCUGACCCAAUUUUAAUAAUGACAGCACGAUGCUAUCAUUUAAAAAAAAAAAACAGGCUCAGCAAAAGUGUGGAAUGCUUGUGUUGUAUUAGUAAUGUGUGUGUUUCAAUACAGGGAAGAAAGAAAAAUGGUGGAGCAAAGAAAAGAAAAUCUAAAGAGACAGGAAGAGGAAAUCCAACAGAGAAGUGGGAAAUUAAAGGUGAGAAACUAAGGUGGUCUUUAAACGAGUACGAAUUUGUAAGACACCGGUAAAAUAAACUAUCGAUCUGGUGAUAUUGACGUGUAUUUGUCCAUGACUCUGCAUCUUUUUUGAAAACGGGUCUGCAGAUGGAUAUCUGGGUAUUCGUCUUCAUGCCGUAGUUGGUAUAAAUAGAUAAGUCCUGAAAAGACGGUGACCUCAUAGCACCCAUCCUUCUUCCCGCCCCCCAACCCAGGUUGUCACAUAUACAGCAACAACAACAGUGGCUGUAGCUGGGGUGAUUUUGUUCUUGUUCCAGCAACUACAAAUAUUGCUACGACUUUUAUACCAACAUUUAGAACAGCAACAACACCAGCUAUGGCAACAACAGCAACAAGUGCUCAUGCAGAGACGCAGCAUGUUACGCGUUCACAACUUGUUGUCGUGGAAUCCACUUUGGAGCAGAACCAGAUGGGCAACUUAAACCCGAUUUUGCGUUGUCAUGUAAAUGCACUAAGCCUAUGUACAAUACAAUGUGUAAACAGCGAUACAUGUUUUGGUGCCGGGGCCGUCCUCGUGUGAGGAGGGCCUUAGUGCAGAAUAAAAUAAAAUGUUACUGGCUUAUUGAGGCAUAAUGCACAGUGAAGGGGCAUUUAGGGUCAUAAGGAUCAGGACAGAGAGGGGAUUCUAAUUUUAUUUUGCUAUUUUUUCUAUAUCCUGCAAAAAAGGUAGCUUUAUUUCCUGCCUUGUCAACAGUCAGAAAGUAGAAACGCUAAUGUUUUACCAGUGUUUGCCUACAAUGCUUACAGAAACCAAAGUCUUUAUUUCAAUGUCAACAAGCUGAGGUUAAAUGUGCUGAAACUACUGUCUGCAGAGGGAUUCUUGUAAUCUGCUUGUCUCUGGUGCUCUAGUUAUGCAGUUUUAUAAACCGCUGUCAAAAGGCUGUCAAUGUGUUUGAUCAAUUAGAUUCAGAAUUGAACACAGCUGGGUGUUUACCAUGGACGUGAGGUAAUAAGUGUGAUUCACAAUGGCUGUUUCCAGAUCCAGGGGCUGAACCCUUUGAAGGACCCUGCUUUCGUGGCUUGUCUGGACCAGUAAGGCCAUACCAAAUUGAGAUGAUCUAUGUACCUCUCAGAGGGCGAUGUGCUUAUGUUAGCACCCUUACAGUUUCGUUGAGCAGCUCUUGUCACUUGGCAACACUGCUAGCUUAGAGUCAUGUAACUGUAUCUGUAACACCAUCACCAACAUUCUAAAAAUAAUGUUGUUUAAAACAUUUGUACAGCUCAGUGUAACAGCCAUAAAGUCUAUGGUUACAGGCAAGGCAAGUUUUUAUUGAUUUAAGUCGUAACAGCAACAACAAAAAACAACUCAUAAAUCAAUCCAAAAAACAGACAGAGGAGAAAGCAGCUGAGUUAAUAACAAGGAUAUGGGAUAUGUUGGGCCACUAGGAAUUCACCUGAUGCAGCCUUCAUGACCUGGGGAAAGUGGGACACAUUUGUUGGCCCUGUCUGAAGGAGCCUCUGAAAUCAGUUGAGUCUCUGACUCGCCUCUGCAAUGCAUUUGGUUACCAAGAUAGCCACUCUGGAUUGGGACACUGCUACUCUGUACUUUUUUAAUUUCUGGAUACCUGACCACACCUCCUCCGCUUUCCCCCACCAAUAAAACAGGAUUUGAACAUGCUCGCAGAAGAACUGAAGCUUCAGUUGAAAGAGAAGUCUUCAAUAAUUGCUCACAAGAAGGAAAUGGUUGUGAGAAUGUCUGAGGUAGAGCUCGAACAGACACAAAAGAAGAAUAUUCAGGCUGAGAAGCUGCUAGAGGAGCGCUCGGGGGUGAGUUGCAGCUGUACUUGUGCAUGUGGCUGUUUUUGUGAAACGAACAAAGACAUAACACACACACCCAUACAAAGAUUAUCAGUGAAAAAAUACUACACUGUAGUUUUUGGUCACAGACAUUGAGGCAAAUAAUGCACCUAGCAACACCUAUCAAUAAAAAGCCAGUGAGCAUAAACAUGCUUGUAGAUACACUAGCAAUGUUAAAACCCCGCAGUUCAUGGUUAAAAAGAUGUUCCUGCACAUGGGCUGAGUCGCUGUGUUAGUUGUAUUGAUUGUUAUGUCAAAUGGUAAUUAAAUACCAGAAGAAAUAAAUAACCAGAAGGGAUGACAGUUGUGCUAUGUACUGCACAGCUCCCUCAUUAGUAAACGGGACCGUAAGAUUUCACAGUUUAGUGUUGUCCAACUAAUCGUUUGUGAUUCUUCCUCUCAGUUGCUCCAGAAACAGCUACAGUGGGAGGCAAGAGUUCACGAGGAGACAAGAAUGUCCCUGCAAAAUCGAAAUGAGGUUAGUGGAGCAACAAUUACACAAAUACUUACAUUUGUUAAAGAUUAUUCUCAGUGCAUGCUGUCUGCACAAAUAGACACCCCAAUUCAAGAACUGUGUUCUUAGCAGAGGUUUUAUCUAUACCUACGACUGCAUAGUUAUAGCAAGAAUCAUGAACACAAUUACUUUUAUAAAUAGGGGGGCAGCUUUAGCUCAGUCAGUCAUCAGCUUAUUCGUGGUAAGAUUCGCACACUUUAAGUAUAUACCAGUAAAACUCUGCUCUGCUGAACCUUUAUUCUGCUCUUUUUUGGUGACACAGAAAAAGUUCAUUUUAAAAUUGCUUUGCUGUUUUUUUUUUUUUUGUUAUAAUUUUCUAAAAGAAAUUAAUGUGAAAUUAAUCUUUAAUCAAUUUCUUACUAAAUCUAGCUAUCUGGGCUGUUCAGGGUUUUAGGUAGAAUUUGAAAUCCUUUUUUACAUUAGCCCUUGGUCUUUUUUGUCAUCGCUGUCAUUACACCUGUUCAUUGCAAUAUCAAUCAACUGCUUACAAUGUUAACCUUUAGAAAUUGUUGCAGCAGCUUAUUUUGUUACCAUGGUCUCAGGGGUUGCAGAAACAGUUGCUGCAGUGGCAGGAGCGCACAGAGCAGACACUGAAGGAAAUGAAGCAGCAGGUCAAUAAUGUACAGUGCAACAGUACAUUUAAUUUUGACAGACUGAUGGAGAAAAAAAGAAUGGUAAGCAUCUAUUUUCUUGCACCUAUGAGGAUUUAUUGAACACCUCCAGAUGCAAAGCAGAGUACAUGAUCACAAUGUACGUUAAUGAGAUGCUGAAUGAUCUUCAGUUCAGGGAGAUGGAGCAGGUGGUGAUUGAGGACAGAGAGAAGCAGAAGAAACUGGAGCUACAGCAGGCAGAGGUCAGAGCUGCGAUAAAGGUAACAACACCCACUUACAAGAACAUAGACCAUCAUGGUUUAUACCUCCGUUGAUGUGGAGGAGAACGUCCUGAAUCAAGACACGACCGUGUGUUUAUUAUCCCUAAUUCUGAUUCUUAACAUGUGAGCCUUUUUUCUGCAGCUCCAAGCCUGGUGGAGGGGCUGCAUGGUACGCCAUGGCUUCAGCACUUUCAGAAAAUCGGAGAACAAAAAAGGCAAGAAGAAGAAGAAGCCGGAAGGAAAGAAGAAUAAGAAGAAAUGAUGCAUCCAAAUUAUUUGAGACACUGUACAUGUUAUUCUUGUUUGACGUAUCUUACAGUAACAUCACUGAAUUUCCCUUUUGGGAUAAAGAAAGUUCAAUGUUUUUCUCAUCUUAUCUAGUCUACGGUGCAAUUAACGCUGCAGAGAUUUCUUGCUACUUUUGCUGCAAAAAUUUCUAAACUAAACUUCGUUACUUGAGUCAAAGUAUAGAUCCUCCUGUUCAAAUAUCACCCCAACACAAGUGAAAGACGCUCAGUCAUAAUAUAACUUAACUUAAAGUACUGGAGUACAUGCCUUUAAAGAUGCUUCAGUUCACUAUUUAGAGAAAAAAAACUCAAAAUAUUGUGUUUUUACAGUGCAUGUGUGCUGUCAAGAAAACAUGGGUGUACACUGUAACAUUGUGUUUAUUUAGGAAACAUCAUAUACAUUAUUUAAAGUUGCAUGCUAAGGAUUUACAGAUUUCAAACUCCAGAAUAAUUGGAACAAGAACAGCAAUGACCAGAAAUCCCAGAUGACAAGGAAAAUGGCAGUUAUGUCACAACAAGCACCGCCAGCUCGGUUUAAACUAUGAGUACGAAAUAAAACUAAUGUUAAACUACAUACCUCAACAUGCUUUCUCAGGAUGGGCAGUGAAUCUUGGUCGGCCAUGAUGAAGUUGAUGCACCUUAGACACAGCAAACAUUAAAAGCACCACAGCGUCUUCUUUCAUUGUAAUGCAGAGGACACACAGAUAUACCUUCCUCUCAAACCCGAGGACCCUAGAAGUCUAGCUGCUGUCAAAGACUGUCUUAAUGAUGUCAACUGUUGGAUGGUACUAAGCUACCUUUAGCCUCUCAAAAUCAGAAAUAAUGCUGUUCAAUUUUUAAAACCCUAACCAUCUCAUAAAGAGAGGCAGUGGUGCCCUUUCUGCAGACGUCACACCAUCAGACAGGUAUUUAGAAGUUACAUUUGAUUGCAACUCAUGAUAUAAAUGCAUCUUACAUUCCACAAGUUAGGAGACUAGUCCUUUCCUGUCUGCAGAACCAACUAUUCCUCACAUCUCUCUGAAACUUUCCUUUACAAUGAAGGUGCGAGAAGUUGUGAUAGUGUAAAAGGUGUGGGCCUUGGUGCAUUUCAGCUGCACUGCAUAUAGUCCUGUCAGUGAUCCUAGGGGACACAAAAACUGACUCUGGUAAACUCUUAACCAUUUGACUUUUACUGUAAAUGUUAGACGGUGUGUAAAUGAUUGUUUGACAGGUUCUUGCUCAGUAUUUGCUCUGAUACUCUGUGACAGUCAGGAGUUCAUCAAGGUAACAACCUGAGGGUGGAAACUAUAAUCGUGUCAGGUAGUUUCGGCGUACAGCAGGUGCGGGGGGGUCUGCAGGGUUGUUAUGUGUCAGAGUUUGACAGACUGGAUCCUGUAAGGACUUUAUUUUGGAAGAACACGCAAAGGCUGAAUGUAAACAACAUUUCCAUGGACUCGACUGUGUUUGUGUAAUUUCGUGUCUGAUCAUACACCCCCAAGUCUCUGCAUGCUCAUCAAUUAGACACAGGUGAUGACAUGGAGUGCUGA